GUCAAAGGGUACAUGUUAUGAUCGACGGUGGCGCUCUUUAUGAUCCCGGACGUUAUUGUUGCAUUAUGUAGCUUAGAGCAGACGUUAUAUAUAACCGUUAUUUAAGCCGUACUUGAAAUAUCUCUGUACAUUGAUAGGUAAUAGUAGCUAGCUGGGACAAUGCAGUCAGCAAGGUCUUUGUUUUCACUGUCAUCCUGGUUGGUUGGUAAAACAGGUUUGACCUCCAGAUUAGUGAACCUUUUCUCCCUGCGAAUAGACCCAAUUCGCCCAAUUUCAGUCAACCAGUUACAUCGGAGGGGACCGUUUAAGAAGAAGGUCAACCCAUAUGCCAGGCACCCGAUGGACCAUAGGCCACAAAUCAAAGGCGUGGUCUUGAAGACGCUUAUAAAGAAACCGAAGAAGCCAAACUCUGCCAACAGGAAGUGCGCAAAACUUCGUCUCAGCAACGGUAAAGAAGUAAUAGCAUUCAUUCCCGGCGAGGGACACAACUUGCAGGAGCACAACAUUGUUUUAGUCGAGGGCGGAAGAACGCAGGACUUGCCAGGAGUUAAACAUACGGUUAUUCGAGGGAAGUAUGACUGUAGUCAUGUUGUUAAAAAGAAAUUUAAAUGAAAUAAUAGGUGCAUUUCUUAAUUUGUAAAAUAUCAGCAGUAUACUGCCUUGAAAUUAAACAACAUCAUUUGAGCAUUCAGUUACUUAAGGAGGCCAUCACCGAAUAUGACAGGAAACUGUGUUUGAAUAAAUUGAGUUGUUUUGUUUAA
This is a messenger RNA of Saccoglossus kowalevskii, 761 nucleotides long. Its product is annotated as small ribosomal subunit protein uS12m-like. Gene Ontology annotation, cellular component: small ribosomal subunit; ribosome. Gene Ontology annotation, biological process: translation. NCBI's taxonomy places the organism in Eukaryota, Metazoa, Hemichordata, Enteropneusta, Harrimaniidae. The record is from RefSeq and is a predicted model, not a curated record. Gene Ontology annotation, molecular function: structural constituent of ribosome.